GAUGAAAUAAACAUCCUCGCCGGGAAAGUCACGACGGAGAGCGAAGGAGAAAACUCGAUUUGGUCUCGUCGCGAUUCGAAGGUUGAAGAAAUAAUCAAUAGAGAAAUUAGCUUACAGAGAUGGCGUUUAAGCCUUUCGGAAAAGAUGUAGGUCCGGCGAUGAGCUCCAAGCCAUCGCCGUUUACAACGUUUGGCGCUUCUUCUGCUCCUGCUCAAACCACAAGUGAUUCUCCAAUUCAGCCACCGGCGUCUCAGAACCAUUCAGGCUAUGCAGGACAAUCUUUUGGACCACGUGGAACUCAGAGUGGUGCUUCAGUUCAGCGAGCACCGUCUCCUUCGGGAUUUCAAAACCCUCCACCUUUUAUAGGGCAACCUUACCGACCAGGUGGGGUACAAAGUAGUCUUCCAAUGAAUCGAACACCAUCUCCUUUGGCUUUUCAAAAUCCCUCACUUUCCUCGGGACAACCUUACCGGCCUGGUGGAACUCAGAGGAGUCCAGGACCUGUCAAUGGAAUACAAUGGGGUUCAGAAGCUUUUCCACGUCCAAGCCCUUCUGUGAGACCUUACCAAUUUCCUGGAGUUCAGAGCAGGCCUACUUUAAAUCCUCAGUUUGGGCAUGAUGAGUCAAGGAACUUACUGAAGGAUCAGGGUAAACAUAGUCUAGCCACAUCUGCAGCUAGUAUAUCACACACUCUUUCGAGAAGUGGACCUGAUGCAGUUGAGAUUGGUCGAUCACAAGAUUCAAAAAGGAAAAGUCAGUCAGAUCUUCCUGGUCGGAGUUUGGGGUUUCCUCGAAUAAAUCAUUCGCCAGUAUCAGAUUUCGAGAAUGGCAGCUUGGUAGAUGAUGUUCAGCAGCCAUCUAGCCACACUUGGAUACGCUCUCCUUCUGCGGACAAUAAUCCUGUGAGGUCGAGGAGCAAUCCCAAUCGGUUGAUCCAGCAAGAACAAACCCCAAGCUCUUCAUUCCCGUACGCACAUGAAUCAGUUGAAAUUCAGGAAGCAACAAAAAGAAGGCUUUCGACAUCUCCUCCUGCGUCAGGCGCAAAGUCAUUUAUGCUUUCAAGAAGCUCGGAUUCCCAAUUUCCUGUGCAGCCCUCCUCUCUAAAUAAUUUCAAUAGUGCGGGUAAGGCAAACAGUUCACCUGCAACAAAAAGGACGAGAUCUCCAACUUCAUAUCCAGUGGAAGAGGAUAUCCAGGGAAACUCUUUUCCUUCUCGAGAUUGUACUGAAGGAGAAGAACAAGCCAGGGCAAAGAGACUGGCCCGCUUCAAGGGUGAACUAGACCCUGUUCCAGCCCGUCCUGUUGAUACUCAACUUACUAAAUCAUCUGUAAAUAAAACUGUGAAGCCUCUGGACAACAAACAAACAUUCAAUUCACUGGAAUCAAGCAGGGAUGCCUUGCCUGAAUAUGAAAGCUCGGAGCAACCCUCUCUUAUCGUUGGAUUAUGCCCUGACAUGUGUCCUGAGUCGGAACGAGGAGAGCGUGAAAGGAAGGGGGACUUGGACCAUUAUGAGCGUGUGGAUGGAGAUAGGAACCAGACGAGCAAAUUCCUUGCCGUGAAGAAAUAUACCAGGACGGCGGAGCGAGAAGCAAUUUUGAUACGACCAAUGCCAAUCUUGCAGAAUACAAUGGAAUAUUUGCUGAGUUUGCUAGACCGACCGUACAAUGAAAACUUUCUUGGUAUGUACAACUUCUUAUGGGAUAGGAUGAGAGCUAUCCGAAUGGAUCUAAGAAUGCAGCAUAUUUUCAACCGAGAAGCUAUUACUUUGCUGGAGCAAAUGAUAAGACUUCACAUCCUUGCAAUGCAUGAGCUAUGCGAAUAUACUAAAGGAGAGGGAUUUUCGGAGGGGUUUGAUGCGCACCUGAAUAUUGAGCAGAUGAACAAGACAUCUGUUGAGUUGUUUCAAAUGUAUGAUGAUCACAGGAAGAGAGGAAUAACUGUUCCUACAGAAAAAGAGUUCCGUGGCUAUUAUGCUCUUCUCAAACUCGACAAGCACCCUGGCUAUAAGGUUGAACCUUCUGAGCUUUCUCUUGAUCUUGCUAACAUGACUCCAGAAAUAAGGCAAACGUCAGAAGUUCUCUUUGCCCGCAAUGUAGCCAGAGCUUGUAGAACUGGCAACUUUAUCGCCUUCUUUCGCCUCGCACGGAAAGCAAGCUAUCUUCAAGCAUGUCUAAUGCAUGCACAUUUUUCGAAGCUAAGAACUCAGGCACUUGCUUCUCUGCACUCGGGUCUCCAAAAUAAUCAGGGUAUCCCAGUUUCAGAUACGUCAAAUUGGAUAGGGAUGGAGGAAGAGGACAUAGAAGCCCUGUUGGAGUACCAUGGAUUUUCAAUAAAAGUGUUUGAAGAGCCAUACAUGGUAAAGGAUGGCCUAUUUCUUCAUGCUGAUACAGACUAUAAAACAAAAUGCUCAAAACUUGUUCACAUGAAAAAGUCAAGAACCAUUGUGGAAGAUGUUUCUGCUCCCUCGACAAAGGAAAAUGUUUCUGCUCCCUCUCCGUUGUCAUCAUUGCCGACAGAAGCAAAUAAAGGACAUAAACCGCUUAUUACCACCUAUAAACAGGAAAGGCCGCCUGCUCAAAGUCCUAAGAAACAAACAUCAGUGCGUCCAGUUGAUAAAGAAAUGACCGACUCGAAGACUUCCCUCUUACUGGAGGAGGACAAGCCAGUGAGAACAUCUGUAAUAAAUCCAGUGUGGCCACCUGUUAUAAAUCCAGCAGUGGAUCAACAGAAACAAAAUGACCUUACGCCGGCUGGUGGAUUUCAUUCUCCCCUGAAGUUCAGUUCUCCUUUUGGUUCUCCUGGAUUUCCUCAAGCUGUAUCCUCGAAUCUGAAGAAACAACCUAAUGACGGCCACACUAGUUCAUCUCCUGCGAAAAUUAAAUUUCCAUUUGUAGCGCAUAUGCAAAUGAAUCUUGUGCCUGAACCUACUUUGCAACAAAGUCCGAAGUCUACGCCAAUGGAGAGUUUGCCUGUAACUACCAUUUCAGAGUCUCCGACGAUUGUAGAAAACAUAUCUGCUUUGGAAGAAUCAGUACCUGAAGCUGCGAUGACUGGUACCAUGGAAGAGGGACUCCAUGACAUUGAACAGGAAGAUGAGGAUGGAACUGAGGACAUCACAAAUCAAUAUGACGAGGAAGUGGCGAAGGCAAAACUUAAAUUGAUGAUAAGAUUAUGGAAGCGGUGGUCUUCACGCCAAAGUCAAUUACGGGAGCGUCGACAGUUAGCUGCAACGGCUGCACUGAGUUCUCUAUCCCUGGGCACACCUAUCCGAUUCAGCAAACCUGAUCAAUCUAGGCCGUGUGGUGAGUUUGACAUUGAUCAAGCAAUGAAGAGGAGAUUUGAAGAACGUGAAAAAUCAUGGUCAAGGCUGAAUAUUUCAGAUGUGAUAGCUGAUACACUACUCGAAAGGAAUCCAGACUCAAAAUGCAUAUGCUGGAAGGUCAUCUUAUGUACUCAGGCUAAAUCAGUUAACACCUCAAGUCAAGAUACACAUUCAGCAGCCAGUCGUUGGUUAUUAUCAAAGCUUAUCCCUCACACAGAACAUACCGUCCCCGAUGAGAAUCUGCUGUUUUCAGCCCCCGGUGUAUCGGUAUGGAACAAAUGGAUUGAAAGUGGAUGUUGUCUUUCAGUAGCUAGGGAUGUGGAAGCUGAUAAAGCUCUCUGUGAAGCAACACGUGGCGCAAGUGCAGUUCUUUUCCUUGCAUCUAAAGACCUCCCUCUGAAUCACCAGAGAGAACAGCUUAACCGCAUUCUUCAAUCAGUACCAAACGAUUCACUCCUUCCCCUUCUCGUUAUAAUCAGCUCAAGCAACCGUGAAAGCGUGGAUCCUGAUACCAACCUCGUCUCUGAGCUAGGCCUUCAUGAUAUUAACAAAUCAAAGAUCGCAAGCUUCACCAUCGUCUCUAUCGCUAAUAAAUCUCAGAAGGGACAUGAAGUUCGUUUUUUCAGCGAUUCACGGCUAAGGGACGGGCUUAAAUGGCUUGCGGGAAAUUCACCUCUGCAAGCAAAUCUCCAUCACGUUAAACCGCGAGAACUCGUUCUGACUCAUCUCAGUUUUUCACUGGAGUUGCUUAAGAAGAUGCCGGAUCAAGAACUUGGUCCUAACAUCUGCAUAUCAGCCUUCAACGACGCAUUGGAAACAUCAAAAAGAAACGUCGCUUCUGCUGCUGAAGCAAAUCCUAUCGGUUGGCCUUGCCCCGAAACAAUGUUGCUAGAGGAUAAUAGAAAAGAACAUUUAAUGUUAAAGCAGUAUUUACCCAACCUAGACUGGAGCAGCGCAGAGAGCAUCAAACCACUCAACUCCAUGCUCGAGAACUGUAAGCUUCCAUGUCUUGAAGAUGAUCUGAAAUGGUUAACCAAAAAAUGUGCUUCUGGUGAUGAGAUAGAGAACCAUACGCAACGGCUCGAGGGAUGCUUAGUUGAGUACUUGACACAGACAAGCAAUCUUAUGGGAGUCUCAUUAGCCGCCAAAGAAGCAGGAGUGAUGGUGCAAAGAAACACUAGACUCGAACUCCGUAGCUCAAGCUACUACCAUAUCAUCCCGAGAUGGAUCGGAAUCUUCCAGAGGAUCUUCAACUGGCGGAUAAUGGGUUUGCUAGAUUCGUCGUCUUCCUCAGCUUACGUACUGAAGUCCGACCUCACCAUGUCAGCUUCGAGCUAUGCUGAUAAGUUCUUGUCUGAAGAAGAAGCAGCAUACCAGUCUCCUCGUCCGAAUCUUCCUUUGCUUCGUGAAAUGAUCCAAAUCAGCUGCAGCCCCUUCAAGGCGUCUCAGGUUCAGACAGAAAGGGUUAUCGAUGAUCAUAGAGAUAUAGAUGAGACAAUGUUGGAGAAGAGUAGAGAAGCUUCUAGAAGGAUUGAUGUGAUGAUGAUAACUGAGGAUGAUGAGUUAGCUGAUGAAACUGAGAGAACGCUGAGGGAUAAAGAAAGAGAAGCUGCGGAGAAGAAGAUGAUGAAGGAUAGAGAAAGUGAGAGAUUAGAUGAAUUGUUGGAGAAAUGUAACUUGGUACAGAACAGCAUAGCUGAGAAGCUCUGCAUUUACUUUUGAAAGGUUCUUCAUCUCUUUCUGUUAAUGUUAAUGUUGUUGCAUGUUUCCAUGUCAGUUUAGUUGAGCUAGAGGGUGAAGAUGCUGCUAUUAUGAUUAAUGAUUUAAUAUGCAUGCUUACACACUAUUA
This is a messenger RNA of Brassica rapa (field mustard), 5172 nucleotides long. RefSeq names its product SAC3 family protein B. NCBI's taxonomy places the organism in Eukaryota, Viridiplantae, Streptophyta, Magnoliopsida, Brassicales, Brassicaceae. Gene Ontology annotation, cellular component: cytoplasm; transcription export complex 2; nucleus. The record is from RefSeq and is a predicted model, not a curated record. Gene Ontology annotation, biological process: mRNA export from nucleus.